AUGUGCAAGAGCCUAAAAGGCAGCUCUAGGGUGGUAGAUGAGAGCAAUAUUGCGGUAGCUCCGGUGAACUUGCCGGAAAUUCAACCGGAAAUUGGCCGGAAUCCAUGGAAAUCCGGCUUCCUCAGCAUCUUCAGAGCACCAUUGGCUGUUUUGGCUUGUGUUUCAAGGCAUGAAGGGGACUUUCCUGGUGAAUUUCCGGCGAGUUGGCCAGAAUCACGAGAUGGGGUGUGGUUUUCUGGGGAGAUUCCAAGGAUUUCAGAGAUGAAUUACCUUAUGGUACGUGAUAGCAUGCGCUAUGCGAUCUUCGUGUAA
Molecule: messenger RNA, 312 nt
Organism: Amborella trichopoda
Lineage: Eukaryota; Viridiplantae; Streptophyta; Magnoliopsida; Amborellales; Amborellaceae
Source: RefSeq, a predicted model, not a curated record